Syngnathoides biaculeatus (alligator pipefish) is the source of this 2577-nucleotide messenger RNA. RefSeq names its product BRMS1 like transcriptional repressor a (gene brms1la). Gene Ontology annotation, biological process: negative regulation of transcription by RNA polymerase II. The coding region runs from base 136 to 1050 and encodes 304 amino acids. Gene Ontology annotation, molecular function: histone deacetylase binding. The record is from RefSeq and is a predicted model, not a curated record. The transcript has 8 exons. Lineage: Eukaryota; Metazoa; Chordata; Actinopteri; Syngnathiformes; Syngnathidae. Gene Ontology annotation, cellular component: Sin3-type complex.
UGCCAGUCAUUGGAGGGCUUCAAAGCGUUGCUGACAUUGUUUAGAAAACUACAGAUCCCAUCAUUUUUUAGUUUAUGCCACAGAAAUUUGUUUUUAGCAUUUCUCUGGCUCUGAAGCAGAAGUGAUGGGUAGGAAAUGUAUGUUUGGGCAUUUUUUCCAAGAAAAGUUAUAGUGCUGAAACAAACCUCCAACGUGCACCGUGACCGUGAAAAGAAGGAGAGCACAGCAGAGGACAUGGAGGUGGAGGAUCAUGAUCAAGAAGGAUCCAGUUCAGAGGAGGAGGAUUCUGAAACAUCGUCUGUCUCCGAAGAUGGAGACAGCUCCGAAAUGGAUGAAGAGGAUUGUGAGCGAAGAAGGAUGGAGUGUUUGGAUGAAAUGUCAAAUCUAGAGAAACAGUUUACUGAUCUCAAAGACCAGCUGUAUCGGGAACGUCUCACUCAGGUCAACAGCAAGCUGGCAGAAGUGGAGGCCGGUCGUGCAGCAGAAUAUUUAGAUCCUCUGGCCGUGCUGCUGGAGAACAUGCAGGUUCGCACCAAGGUGGCAGGUAAUCUUAACGUGUCACAAAAUCGAUCUAUGCCCUGGCGCCUGCGUUCACAUUCCAAACCCCUGUUUUUGUCAGGCAUCUACAAGGAGUUGUGCUUGGAGUCUGUGAAGAAUAAGUACAAGUGUGAGAUCCAGGCUGCAUGCCAGCACUGGGAGAGUGAGAAACUGUUGUUGUUUGAUACGGUUCAAAGUGAACUGGAAGAGAAAAUAAGAAGACUGGAGGAAGACAGACACAGCAUUGAUAUAACAUCAGAGCUGUGGCAUGACGAGCUAUCCGGAAGGAAGAAAAGAAGAGAUCCUUUUAGUCCGGAGAAGAGAAGGAGACGACCUUCAGUAGUGUCUGGGCCUUAUAUAGUCUACAUGCUUCCCGACUUGGACAUCCUGGAGGACUGGACAGCGAUCAGAAAGGCUGUCGCCAGCCUCGGCCCCCACAGAGGGAAGGUGGAGUCCGACACGUCCGCUUUCCCGUUCAGACCGGACAGAAGCCGACCCAUUCUCAACUGCUGAGACAUGGCAACACAACAGCAUCACGUGAAAACACGCGGCCUGAUGUUUAAAAUGGAUUCAUUCAGCCUCUGACGGGGAAUGCUCAAGACACCCUUUAAAUCAGACAACAAUAUGAAACGUCUGAUACCUUUGCAACCUGAGAUUAAUCUUGUGAAUCUUGUUUUUUUUUCCCCCCACUUUCAUAUACUGUAGAAGAUGACAGAACAGAUGUAAAAGAAAAUUCAUGCUUUCAUUGCAAAACGACAAGAUAACACAACAGAAUAAUCUUUCAGUCGUUUGGACUGAGCUGAUUUGGAGGUGACCGAUAUCUGACACUUUUCCAGGAUAUAUUCUAAAACCAAAUUACAAGACAAUGUUUCUUGUCUAGACGUGGAAGCGUUGGUGUGGCGUUGUACAGGAUUGACACCCAACUGCUUCACCUUUGCUUAAAAACAAAAGAGAAAAGAAAGCUUCACCUCGUUUUGGUAACUAGAUUUAGAAAAUUCAAAUUGCUAUUUAUUUUCCACACUGGAGCUGCUGCCAUCAAAAAUACGGAUGCAAAAAGGCGACAAAUGUCAAAAGCGUGCACAUGUGACUCAUUCUUACUGGAAUUUCAGGACAAGCCAGCAGCGUGACAUCUUUUUUUCUCUACAGUAUGUUUUUUUACAGAGCACAAACUACGAGUAUUACACAGUCUGAAACAGCCUCUGUGAACAAUUUUUCCUCAUAGGAAGGCUUGUAACUAUUAUGCAGGGAAAUUGGUAUUAUUAUUGUCUGUUAUUGUUUUAUUUGAUAUUGAUCAAAUUAAUUUAAUUGGAUUUAAUUUUGUUUUUGUCAAUUGUCUGUACAGUUUGGGGGUCAUUACAGUUAUUAUUGCCUGUACCUUUGUGUCAAGUUCUUAGUUUCAUAUUUUUGUGAGUUUUGCAUGAUUAUUUACAAGGACAUUGAACUGCACUCCAAUUUCACAUUUAGUUUGAAGUUAGCAGACAUUCCCAAUUUAUUUUUUAAGAAAAAAAAAUGCACUAUUUCAGUUGAUGUAGAAAAUUGACUUUGUUGAUGGCAUAUCUUUGAGUUCGAGUCCUUGUGUUUUCCUAAUAUCUUUUAUUACAAAAGCCACUCAAAUCACUCCCUAGAAAAGAAAAUGGAUUUGGUAAAAAAAAAAAAAAUUGGAGUAUUUUUAACAGCAAAGAACAAAAACACCAAAUGUUAUUGUACUCUGUAUUUAAUUGCUUAAAAUAUAAACGUGCUUCCAUCUUAACCAGCUGCUGUGAAUCUGCAAACAUAAGGAUGAGCAUUUUUUUUUGUUUUUCAUUCAAUCCUCAUUGCAUCCAUGAUGAACAAAAACUGUUGGGUGAAAGUAACCGAUUAAUUUGGAAUGGAUGAUAAACAAACUGACAUUCAAAAUCCUUUUUGUAAAUUGCUUUUUGAUGCUAAUGUAGUUGGCAAAGGGAUUUUUUUCCUCCCGCACAGUAAAUGCAUGCAAAAGCAAAGUGUUCUUGAGGAUGGAUUUUUUUAAAAUUAUUUUUGAAUAAAAUUAAUUUUACAGAG